Messenger RNA from Caenorhabditis briggsae, 3279 nucleotides. Gene Ontology annotation, biological process: regulation of transcription by RNA polymerase II. The record is from RefSeq and is a predicted model, not a curated record. The transcript has 12 exons. NCBI's taxonomy places the organism in Eukaryota, Metazoa, Nematoda, Chromadorea, Rhabditida, Rhabditidae. Gene Ontology annotation, molecular function: transcription coregulator activity. Gene Ontology annotation, cellular component: mediator complex. Bases 1 to 3279 code for a protein of 1092 amino acids.
AUGAAUGAACCUACCAGUUCUUCUAGUACCUCAAACGACCGAACGAAAAAGAAAUCUGAAUCGAGCAAAUGCUUCUAUGCAUUCAGAACGGGUUUGCCCGAUAACAGUGAAAUUCAAGGAAACCACGACUUACUCACCGCCUAUGGUCUUGGCCCUGUAGAACGAGCUUUCAAUGGUACUCGUCGUGUCAAAGAGAAAAUGUCGGCUUUUCUACCACAUGUGAUAGGAGAGUUACAUUUGGAUGCCACUAAAGAAGCUAGUUCGCUGAGGGCACUUAUUGAAAAGCCACCGAUUCACAAAGAGAUAUCAAAUCUUUCAAGUUCAGCAAUGCAAGGUUUCAAGUUAUCGGCUGGUCCGGUGGACGAAAGAGAUUCUCCUCUCGCGAAGAAGAAGCGGAUGGGCUCUCGAAAGUUUGCCGAGAAUGUGCCCGAUGUUUCAACCGACGAUGUAGAAAAAUCGGAAAACUGGAAUAAUUCUUACGAAUUGUUAUCGUGGAUGAGAAACGAUGAGAUCGGAUCUGAUGCCGUUAUGGAAGGACCGUUCGGACCAAGAAAAGUUGUGUACUGCGAUUACACAGCAAGUGCUCGAUCGUUUUCUUCUAUCGAAAAAUAUAUCCAAUCAGAAGUUCUACCAUUCUAUGGAAAUACUCAUAGUUCAGUGACUGUUACAGCGGAACAGACGACAUUGUUCAUGCAUGAAGCGAAACAAGAAAUUAGAGCUAUGAGUGGAUGUGGAGAUCAGGAUUCUGUAAUUUUCACCGGAAGUGGAUCGACUUGUGCUGUUGAGCUUCUUGUUCAUUUGUUGCAAUCUGAAGCGGGAAACGAAGAUGUUGUGGUUAUCCAUUCGAUUCAAGAACAUCAUAGUAAUCUACUUCCCUGGAGGAAGCUAGCUAAAGAGAUGCGUAGUGUAGAAGAGCUAGAAAGCGGACACGUGGAUUUAGACAACUUGAAAGCUGUCCUAAAAGAAGUAAGAGAGAAUCAUGGAGACAUCAAAAUUAUUGGAGCAUUCUGCGCAUGUUCAAAUCUCACUGGAGUCCUUAUUGAUGUUCAAAGUGUAACGAAAAUUCUCAAAAGCUGUAAUGCAAUUUCUAUAUGGGACUAUGCAUCAGCUGCUCCAUAUAUUCCAAUCACAUUCAACGGAGAAACUCCACUAGAUGCUCUAUUCUUCUCCGGUCAUAAACUUCCAGGAGGUGUCAGCUCACCUGGUGUUCUGAUUGUCAAAAAAUAUUUAAUUCAAGCUACAAAACCAAAGAGAAUCGGUGGUGGAACAGUCUUCUUUGUCAAUGAUUCUGAUGAAUGGUUUUUGAAAGAAGUGGAACAUCGUGAAGAAGGAGGAACAGCUGAUGCUGUAGGUGCAGUCAGAUUGGCGAUGGCGGUUAAAAUGAAAAGAGCUGUUGGCGAAGAAACAAUCAAACAAUUAGAGGAAACUAUUUCAAGACGAGUCUUCAAAAGUUUCAAUAAAACUAACAACUUGGUUCUUCUCGGACCGUCUACAGUUGAAGGUCGUCUUCCUGUUCUUUCAUUCUUGAUUCGAUCCCCAAACAGCAAUCUCUUCUUCCAUCAUAACUACAUUUCGGUUCUUCUCAAUGAUUUAUUCGGAAUUCAAACGAGAGCUGGAUGCAUGUGUGCUGGACCUUAUGCUCAAAAACUGUUGGGAGUUGAUGAAGAAUUAUCACGAGAAUUUGUUAACGCUAUUCAAGAAUCGCCUGAUUUGGACCGUACUCAUCUCCGUAGACAGGCAGAGUACUCUCAACAAGAGUUCUUGCGUCCAGGAUUCACUCGGAUAUCCUUUCCGUACUUUUUCACCAUGCAACAAGUUGACGAUAUUGUUUCAGCCGUCGAAUUUGUCGCCGAACACGCUUCCGAUUUCCUUCACUUGUACCAAGUGAACACUGAGACCGGAGAAUGGCAUCAUCAAAACCAACGCGUCUUUCACGGACGACGAUGGCUGGGAUAUAUUCAAUUCACUCCUAGCGGUUUAAAAACGAAAGCUAAGAUUGUUCCAGAUGUUACUGAUAUGAAUACGUGUCUCCGUUUAGCACAAACGUUGGCACUGGAAGCAUCCCAAUCAAUAAACCUCUCUAAAAUUCCCGAUGGAAGAGUCGCUGUGAACGAAAAGUUUCAGAGGCUUCGAUGGUUUGUUCUUCCAAUCGAGAAACAGUCACUUCAAGGCACAGUUUUCAUCCCCAGAAAAUACUCAGACGUUCCAGUCAAACAGAUCCCGGAGAUAUUGGGCAAACUAGAUGAGAUCCCAAAGCCUUCUGAGAAUGACGCCAAAGAAGAGUCAACUUGCCAAGUUAUCUGUGAUGACGUAGUUUGCCUUCUAAAAUGCGACGAUCAAUCUACGAAGGCAGGCGCCACUGAAAACGUGGGGGUAGAUGAAAGUGAAGCUGAAGAUGUGAAACAGAUGGAAGAUUGGAACAAAAGAGUUAUUGUGAAACGAAUUGAGAAUUUGAGAAAAGAAGAAGAAAGAAAACAAGAAUGGCAGAUUCCUCCACUGGAAAUGUACAAGAAAGUCACCGAUGUCAUUCAUCAAUUGAAAAUGAUUAGAAAUGGUGACAAAGUUCUAGUUUGCCUGUCAGGCGGAAAGGACUCCUUAUCCCUUCUUCACAUUUUAAGGCAUUAUCAACAGAGGUGCAACAAAGCUAGAAGCACUUCCUUCCAGCUUGGAGCAAUCACUGUUGAUCCUGGAUCCGCCGAAUUCAAUCCAAGACCGCUUAUUGAGUACUGUAGAAAACUAAACAUCGACUACUUCUACGAGGAGCAAGAUAUCAUCGGAGCUGCUAUGAAAACACCGGGACUACGGUCGAUUUGUGCAUUCUGUAGCCGGAUGAAACGGGGAAGACUUGCGGCGGCUGCUCAAUUCCAUGGAUGGAAUGUGCUCGCAAUGGGUCAACACUUGGAUGAUUUAGCUGAGAGUUUUUUCAUUGCUGCAUUCCAGAAUGGAAAUUUGAGUACAAUGAAAGCACAGUAUACUACAAAAGAUAAUCAGCUAAGAGUAAUCCGGCCAUUGAUCAUGGUUCGUGAGAAGGCGCUUCGUAACUUUGCGGAAGAAAAGAUGUUUUCAGAACUUCCUGUUGUAGCUGAAAAUUGCCCAGCUUGUUUCAAUCAAGCAACAGAAAGACAUCGUAUCAAACAACUGCUAGCCCAACAGGAACUAAUAUUCCCAGAUCUUUUCAAUUCGUUAAGAUCUGCUCUGAAGCCUCUGUUGUUGGUUGUUUCUGCACAUACAAGUGAAAUGCGCACCCAAGCUGUUCAGAAUAUCGUAAAUUCAUCGUGA